Messenger RNA from Endocarpon pusillum Z07020, 2139 nucleotides. RefSeq lists its product as uncharacterized. The record is from RefSeq and is a predicted model, not a curated record. Bases 1 to 2139 code for a protein of 712 amino acids. The transcript is spliced from 2 exons. Lineage: Eukaryota; Fungi; Ascomycota; Eurotiomycetes; Verrucariales; Verrucariaceae.
AUGCCAAAAAAAUCUGCCGCCAAACCUCAUAUACCCGCGAGACACAUGAGUGUUAAGGAUCAAUUGCCAGAGCCCCACCAAACGCCAGAGCUCGUCUUUUUCACCAACUAUUUACGCAACAUGUUGAUUUAUGUCGUACUGGGAAUCGUAUCGGGUGCUCUAGAUUGGAACCCGAACGUUGUCUCUAUCCUCAAUGUCUUCGCCACCACGCUGCUAGCAUAUCUGUGGAGCUUCACGACGGGAGAGCUCGCUGUUGCUUUAGGCCACACGUUGAGUUGGUUGUGGAAAGCCAGUUUUGUCAAUUUCACGGAGGCUAUCUUCAGUUUUCUCUUCGUUCUCAAGAACAAUGGGAUUCGAACCGGAGUGGUUUCAUCGGAGUCUGGCAGCAGUCGACUUGCCAUCCACGUACGCGUUCGAGACCGUGGAACCUUCUGGCACCCAGGGGCAUGGCCUAUCACGCAAGAGCAGCUUGUUAAUAAGAUCAAAGGCAUCCACAAGGGCCUCAUGCUGGUUCCCAAAAAACGCACUAACCUAGUUCAACAGCACGUUAUGAUAAUGAUCAAACUCUCCAUUGAACAGUGGCAGCAAUUUGGAGCAAUCUAUAGGACCUUUCUUGACCGGCACCAUGACAUCUUCUUUGCACCUCAACAUGCAUUAUGCUCCUCCUUGAGACAAAAACUGGCCAUCAAACACGUGAUGCAUGUCGGUAUGUGGCCUGAUGGUGUUCACUCGUUCUUGUUGAUGGAAAGUUUCAGAGAGACCUGGACUGAGCUUUUAGAAGGUCUGGCUCGCUGUCGAAUGGCCAGCGAGGACAAAGAUCUCCGUGACUCUGAGACCUGGCUAGGAGUCGCUAAGAUGUGGUACAAUAACGCCGCUGAUAAGCUUCCACAUGUGGAAAGGAUUCUUUACCGCUUCGCUAUGCUGACGAGGCCCGAAACCAUUCAACAGCUCUUACGCACCUUGGCGUGUGUAAGCGUUGCACUAUUCCAGAGCGCCCGCGAGAUUGCUAUGCUCUUAUUCAACCUACUUCGUGAAGUAAAAGAGAACACCAGCCAGAGGUAUCCGCUAAUAGUAUCCACUUACGUCAAGAGCCACACUGGACUCGGUGAAUUUGUGGUGGCACUUCUGGAAAAUGCUGUUGGCAUUCUUUUCAUUGUGCCCAGUACUCUUCGACACAUCGAAGCUUAUGUGCCCUGGGCCAGGCUUAUGUGUCUUCUGAACACGCUAGGAAACCCCGGAAGGGCCAAGCGGCAGGCUGCGUUAUUUCCUCCGACGGAGAGGGGUACCAUACGUCAGGUUCCCAAGCAUUUCGUAAUGCGAGGUCUGAUCUAUUCUCCCUCUCACUACUCAGUUGUACAGCCCGGCCAAUCGUUGGUGAAUGUGCACGGGACCUCCUGCGAGCCUGCCAUUACAAGAUGUCAAGAAAACGAGUCCAGCGUACCGAUCAAGAAUAGCACCGCGCACGCUGAACACGGAGGAUCGAAACAAGGUGGUUUUACCGAGCCGGCUACUAUUUCGAGGAGAAGCUGUAACAGAACACUCACGCUGGGCAAGGUCUUGCGCGCCUUUUCGCAGCUCGCACCGACCUAUCUCAUCCUGUGUCAGAUUCCUAUAGUACUUGCCCAACAAGAUCAUGAUAUCUCAUAUAUACCGACCCACCUGGGCUGGAUAGCCACACUCUUUCUGGCGAGUGCAGCCGGUAUCAUCGCCCAGAAGACUAAGGAUAAGCCAUCACAUACUUUGGGGUGGUCAUCAUGGAUGUUCUGUGUCAUAGCGUUUGUUUGGGACCAGUUGGACUCAGCAACGCGAUUCAUUGCUGUUGCUAUAGGACUGUCUCCUCUGCUUGCCGUUGGAAUGUCCCAGACUUGGAAGAGAUGGCGUGAGAACGACUCCUACGAACAAGGCAAACACACGUAUUCAAAUACGGGAAGCGUUAACCACAUUUUGGAGGCGGGCGACAAUCCUACACAAUACGUUGACGGGUACGAUGGGUAUUUCUGGACAGAUAAAUCCUGUCCCGGAGCCGAACUCAUCGGAGAUCCAAAGAAUUCAGUCGAGGAAUCGUCUCCGCCUGACUAUUACGAGGACCGAGAUAGCAGUCCCGAGCCUUGGAAUGGGACAGAAGGAUUCCAGUUAUAG